This is a messenger RNA of Tupaia belangeri chinensis (Chinese tree shrew), 2893 nucleotides long. RefSeq names its product alpha-1,3-mannosyl-glycoprotein 4-beta-N-acetylglucosaminyltransferase A (gene MGAT4A). The coding region runs from base 387 to 2096 and encodes 569 amino acids. The transcript has 17 exons. Gene Ontology annotation, biological process: protein N-linked glycosylation. The record is from RefSeq and is a predicted model, not a curated record. Gene Ontology annotation, molecular function: acetylglucosaminyltransferase activity. Gene Ontology annotation, cellular component: endoplasmic reticulum-Golgi intermediate compartment; Golgi stack; endoplasmic reticulum. Lineage: Eukaryota; Metazoa; Chordata; Mammalia; Scandentia; Tupaiidae.
AAGCACCACACUUCUCCCUUUAAAUGAGGAACCAUCACCUUCAUUCACAGGCAGGACAAACCCAGUGAGGAGGGAAUAUAGUUAGAAGCCUCCCUCCCCUCCCCCCAGAGGAACAGAACCAUCUAAUUCUAAUAUAUGAAAUACCUGACUUAGAGGAAGACAAAGACCUGAGACAUCAGCCUGUGAAGACUGAAGACCUUCCGAACAGCAGUUGUGAAUGGUACUGCUGAGAGGCUCCUCCUGCAGGACGUCUGAAAUGAACCUCACUUAUUGAUUGUUUUUAUUGGCCCGGAGCCAGGAGGACUGGAUUCAGUUGACUUCAGGGUACAAAGAAAACAGUCUUGGUUAUCGUAUAAACCUGUGAACCAGUGUGAUGGUGAAAUGAGAUGAGGCUCCGCAAUGGAACUGUAGCCACGGCUUUAGCAUUUGUCACUUCGUUCCUUACUUUAUCUUGGUACACUACAUGGCAAAAUGGGAAAGAAAAACUAAUCGCUUAUCAACGAGAAUUUCUUGCUUUGAAAGAACGUCUUCGAAUAGCAGAACAUAGAAUCUCACAGCGCUCUUCUGAAUUGAAUACCAUUGUGCAGCAGUUCAGGCGUGUGGGAGCAGAAACAAAUGCAAGUAAAGAUACAUUGGCUAAAUUUUCAGAUAACACCCUAAAGCUAUUAAAGGAGUUAACAAGCAAAAAAUCUCUUCAGGUGCCAAGUAUUUAUUAUCAUUUGCCUCAUUUAUUGCAAAAUGAAGGAAGCCUUCAACCUGCUGUGCAGAUUGGCAAUGGAAGAACAGGAGUUUCAAUAGUAAUGGGAGUUCCCACAGUGAAGAGAGAAGUUAAGUCUUACCUCGUAGAAACUCUUCAUUCCCUUAUUGAUAAUCUGUAUCCUGAAGAGAAGUUGGACUGUGUUAUAGUAGUCUUCAUAGGAGAGACAGAUACUGACUAUGUGCAUGGUGUUGUAGCCAACCUGGAGAAAGAAUUUUCUAAAGAGAUCAGCUCUGGCUUGGUGGAAGUGAUAUCACCCCCUGAAAGCUAUUACCCUGACCUGACAAACUUAAAGGAGACAUUUGGGGACUCUAAAGAAAGAGUAAGAUGGAGAACAAAACAAAACCUAGAUUAUUGUUUUCUAAUGAUGUAUGCUCAGGAAAAGGGCAUAUAUUACAUUCAGCUUGAAGAUGAUAUUAUUGUCAAACAGAACUAUUUUAAUACUAUAAAAAAUUUUGCACUUCAACUUUCUUCAGAGGAAUGGAUGAUUCUAGAGUUUUCGCAGCUGGGCUUCAUUGGUAAAAUGUUUCAAGCACCGGACCUCACUCUGAUUGUAGAAUUCAUAUUUAUGUUUUAUAAGGAGAAACCCAUUGAUUGGCUCUUGGACCAUAUUCUCUGGGUGAAAGUCUGCAAUCCCGAAAAAGAUGCAAAACAUUGUGAUAGACAGAAAGCCAAUCUGCGAAUUCGCUUCAGACCUUCCCUCUUCCAGCAUGUGGGUCUGCAUUCGUCACUAUCCGGAAAAAUACAGAAACUCACGGAUAAAGAUUACAUGAAGCCAUUACUUCUUAAGAUCCACGUGAACCCACCCGCGGAGGUCUCUACUUCCUUGAAGGUCUACCAAGGACAUACACUGGAGAAAACUUACAUGGGGGAGGAUUUCUUCUGGGCUAUCACCCCCGUAGCUGGUGACUACAUUUUGUUCAAAUUUGAUAAGCCCGUCAAUGUAGAAAGUUACUUGUUCCAUAGCGGCAACCAAGAACAUCCAGGAGAUAUUCUGCUAAACACAACUGUGGACGUUUUGCCUUUUAAGAGUGACAAUUUGGAAAUAAGCAAAGAAACCAAAGACAAACGAUUAGAAGAUGGCUAUUUCAGAAUAGGAAAAUUUGAAAAUGGUGUUGCAGAAGGAAUGGUGGAUCCCAGUCUGAAUCCCAUUUCAGCCUUUCGACUUUCAGUUAUUCAGAAUUCUGCUGUUUGGGCCAUUCUUAAUGAGGCCUCUGAAGAAACUGAGAGGGACAUUUCGGCACGCAGGCUGAGGGGAAGCAAACCUAGUGAGGGACAAGUGCCACAAAUACUGAGAAGAACGGUGACUGUAAACCUGUGUCUGCUCAGAAGCCUGUAGGAGGCCAUCUUAACGUACAGAUGGCUAGUGUUAUGGGGGAAAACAUCUCUUAGCCAUACGAGAUUUUUCAGGAUUAAAAGAAUCACUACAUCCUCAUUUUGGGAAUGUACAACCUGUGUCCUAAGCUUUAGGAAAGAACAAAAUCUCCUAAAUAAAAAGCCUAGCCCCAAAUAUUCCUAUUUCUUGCUCACUACACAGUCUGACCCAUGUAGUUCUCGUACAGGAAAUUCUUUCCUGGAAACUGAGCUGUACUCAAACUGUGCUGCGUGGUAGGAGUGUUCAAAAUCCACUUGGGAACCCGUGCUGCAGGGUUCUAGUCACUGAAGCACUUUCUCAAAAUACAUGAAAAUUCAUUUUCUACCAGAUAUAAAAUGUUACAAACAUCUCACUAGGGAAGAGACUCUUGAUCCCCAAAUGAAUACAUCACAAUAAGGGGUUGGGUGAAGUGGUCCCUGACGACCAAAGGGGUAGUGGUGGGGGUGGGUCCACCGCUGACCAGGGCAGACAGCUGUGUGAGUGAGAGGUGUGUGUGUACAGUAAGGUCCUAGUCAUCCAGAGUAACAAGGAAAAAAGGGCUAAAAAAAUACCCGAUAUAUACACACACACAGUGCUAACAAUCUAAGAUCUCUAGACUUUAUUUGAUGGAGAUCAUUUAACAAGAAUGGAAGUUAAUGUAUGCUCUUCAUUCAUUUUAAAUGAACGGACCACAGGAUUUAAGAGUAAAUUUGCAAAUACAUCCUGAGGUCAGUAAACACUGGGCCCAAUCGAUGGGCAUCUACAGAACUAAAACCUAAAAA